Manis javanica (Malayan pangolin) is the source of this 3886-nucleotide messenger RNA. RefSeq names its product grainyhead like transcription factor 1 (gene GRHL1). Gene Ontology annotation, biological process: regulation of transcription by RNA polymerase II. The record is from RefSeq and is a predicted model, not a curated record. NCBI's taxonomy places the organism in Eukaryota, Metazoa, Chordata, Mammalia, Pholidota, Manidae. Gene Ontology annotation, molecular function: DNA-binding transcription activator activity, RNA polymerase II-specific; RNA polymerase II cis-regulatory region sequence-specific DNA binding. Gene Ontology annotation, cellular component: nucleus.
AGGCCGGGCGGGCAGCCGGGGGUGCGAAGCCGAGCAGGCGCGGGGCGCCGGGGCGAGGCCGAACGAGGCGAGGCCGGCCGCGGGGCGCGCGUCAAGCCGCCUGCUUUCUUCUCUGCCCCCUCCUCUGCCCGUCAGCCCUCCGCCCCACCUUUGUUCCUCCGAAGGCUCCUGGGGAGACCCUUGCCUUGGGGCCUCGACUCCGCAGACGAGUCGCCCCCUCUUCAGGGUCCGGGUUUGGGGGACCACCCCGCGGGCGCGCCCCCAGCUCCGCGGACCCGGGGGCCUGGGUGAGCGAGGGAGACGCGGGCGCAUCCGCUCCCGCGCGGCGGCUCGGACACGCGGACGCCCCCUGCCCCCACCCCGGGUCGCUUUUGCUCAGCGGAGCCGGUAGAGCCCUGGGACGCGAUCCGCAGUUAGAGAGGUAGACGUCUCCAGCAAACGGCCAGUGUUGGUUCUUCAGAAUGAAGCACUUUAUCCACAGCGGCGCUCCUAUACUAGUGAGGAUGAAGCCUGGAAGUCUUUCUUGGAAAACCCUCUCACUGCAGCAACCAAAGCCAUGAUGAGCAUCAAUGGAGAUGAAGACAGUGCGGCUGCGCUGGGCUUGCUCUAUGACUAUUACAAGGUUCCAAGAGAGAGAAGGUCAUCAACAGCAAAGCCUGAUGUUGAACACCCAGAGCCAGAUCAUAGCAAAAGAAACAGCAUACCAAAUGUGACUGAGCAACCCCUCAUUUCUGCUGGAGAAAACAGAGUGCAAGUACUGAAAAAUGUGCCAUUUAACAUUGUUCUUCCCCAUGGCAACCAACUGGGCAUUGAUAAGAGAGGCCAUCUAACAGCUCCUGAUACAACAGUUACUGUCUCCAUAGCAACGAUGCCUACCCACUCCAUCAAGACAGAAACCCAGCCCCAUGGCUUUGCUGUGGGAAUCCCCCCAGCAGUAUAUCAUCCUGAGCCUACUGAGCGGGUGGUGGUUUUUGACCGGAACCUUAAUACUGACCAGUUCAGCUCUGGCGCUCAACCCCCAAAUGCUCAAAGGCGAACUCCAGACUCUACCUUCUCAGAGACCUUCAAGGAAGGCGUUCAGGAGGUUUUCUUCCCCUCGGAUCUCAGUCUGCGGAUGCCUGGCAUGAAUUCAGAGGACUAUGUUUUUGACAGUGUUUCUGGGAACAACUUUGAAUAUACCCUAGAAGCCUCAAAAUCGCUUCGGCAGAAGCCAGGAGAUAGCACCAUGACAUAUCUGAACAAAGGCCAGUUCUACCCUGUCACCUUAAAGGAGGUGAACAGCAGCGAAGGGAUCCACCGCCCCAUCAGCAAAGUCCGAAGUGUAAUCAUGGUGGUUUUUGCUGAAGACAAAAGCAGAGAAGAUCAGUUAAGGCAUUGGAAAUACUGGCACUCCCGGCAGCACACAGCCAAACAAAGAUGCAUUGACAUAGCUGACUACAAAGAAAGCUUCAAUACCAUCAGUAAUAUUGAGGAGAUUGCUUACAAUGCCAUUUCUUUUACUUGGGACAUUAAUGAUGAAGCAAAGGUUUUCAUCUCUGUGAACUGCUUAAGCACAGAUUUCUCUUCUCAGAAAGGCGUGAAGGGAUUGCCUCUUAAUAUCCAAGUUGACACCUACAGUUAUAACAACCGUAGCAACAAGCCUGUGCAUCGGGCCUACUGCCAAAUAAAGGUCUUCUGUGACAAGGGGGCUGAACGGAAAAUCAGGGAUGAAGAGCGAAAGCAAAGCAAAAGAAAAGGCAAGUGCGCUGACCCCAGCUCCCAGUUGGGUGCCUUUUCUGAUGUUAAAGUACCACUGCUUCCCUCUCACAAACGAAUGGAUAUCACAGUUUUCAAGCCCUUUAUUGAUCUGGAUACUCAGCCUGUCCUCUUCAUUCCUGAUGUACAUUUCGCCAACCUUCAACGCGGCACUCAUGUCCUUCCCAUUGCCUCAGAAGAACUGGAAGGUGAAGGAUCUAACUUGAAAAGGGGGCCAUAUGGAUCGGAAGAUGAUUUUGCGAUUCCACCUCCUGCUAAACUGACCCGGAUAGAAGAACCAAAGAGAGUGCUGCUGUAUGUGCGGAAGGAGUCAGAAGAAGUCUUUGAUGCCCUCAUGCUCAAGACUCCAUCGUUGAAAGGCUUGAUGGAAGCUAUCUCGGAUAAAUAUGAUGUUCCCCAUGACAAGAUUGGAAAAAUAUUCAAGAAAUGUAAAAAAGGGAUUCUCGUGAACAUGGAUGACAACAUUGUGAAGCAUUACUCCAAUGAAGACACCUUUCAGCUGCAGAUCGAAGAAGCAGGAGGGUCGUACAAACUCACCCUCACUGAGAUCUAAGGGCGUCCCAGCCCACAGCUCCCAGGAGUUUAGUAAAGGUGCCACGUAGGUCUUACUGGUGGGCAAGCCACAGGUCCACCAGUCAGCUGCCUUCCAGACGCAGGUGGAUGUCAACGGAAGGGCUUCCUUUCGAGUUGGAGAUGGCGCUGCAUUUGGCUUAGACAUAGCAUUGAAUAAAUUGCAUUGGCGUUUUUCAGAUGACAGAGCAAUUCAUAUACCAUUAUGUUUUAAUUUUCUGAUAUAAAUACUUAGGAUUAGAAAUGAAAACUCUGUUCCAAGAUUGAAUAGGCCAUCCUGGAACCUUUAAGAUAUCUGUUACAUUAUUUAUAAAAAUAUCUUGUCUCUUCAAAGUCAGUGGGCCUGCUCACUACUGUAAGUCAGAAAAGGCAAUGGGCUUGGCUUUAAGGAUUUUGUGCCCUUGCCUGAACUCAGUGUAACUGACUGCCUCAGGUUAGUGGGGGUGGCAUCCAGAGAGGGAAGGAUGCGCCCUGUCUCCCUCUGCUCUCUUCCCCCAGUAAAUGUUUACUCAAAUAGGGCAUGUUACUGAAAUCUUCCUUUGCCACUUUUUUGAACAUAGCAACUGCCUUUCUUGUGAAGAACUUAAAUGGGUUACAGUAUGAAUCAGUUAAGCUAAAGCUGCAUUGUAUAUAAGUGCAAUACAUUUUUGAAGGCCUGUGUCUGUAAAUGUGUACAUUCAUGUCUUAUUAUAUAAAUAGAUAAUAUAUAAAUACACUAUCUGUGUACAUAUAAUGAAGAGAUGCAAUAAGGUCUACUUUAAAGACUUUCCCUAGACGAAAGGUUAAGUUAUUUUUGAUAAUGUAUACCAAGCAGAUAGAGUACUGUGCUUAGUGGAACCCACUGAAAUGCUUUCUGUGUUUUCCCAAACACAGCAGUCAUUCUGUAGCAUAGCAAAGCCUUCUCAAAUGACAGAUUCUGUUUGCUCUUGAGAAUGUUCUUAAUUGGACUCCUGCAUUGUUCAACAAAUGAAGUAAAGGAAAAACACUACUGCAGUUCAUGUCUGUUUGUAUGCAACUUAUCAGUCAUGUACCUGCUAGAGUGAACACACCAUGGUCGUUAGAGCCUCAUACUGUGGUUACUGUGUGACCACAACUCAGGCAUGCAACUCAGAACGCAGGCUUCCCAAUUUUCCUGCUAGAAGUGACUUCUGGUUUAUCAUGUGUCAGAGCCUUCAAGCUUUGAUUAUUUUGUAUGCUAACAGUUCUAAAAAGGAUUCAUGAACUUACAAGACUAUGUUACUAUGGCAAGGGAACAUUUUGUCACAUGUUUAAAUAUAUAAAAAUAUUAAAAAGUGUCAUUUUAUAACAAAAUCACGGGUAUCUAGGUUCAGGGAGCUAGAAUAGGUCAUUUGUAUAAGUAGGACUCUUAUGUUAAAAUACUCUAAUGAAGUAUGUGAAUUAAAUUGUUGGUUUUUUAAGAUAAGAUACCAUGGGACACGGGUCACAUACCAAUAUUUUAUAUUUUGUUUUAUGAAAUCGGUUUUGUCUUACUGUUUUUAAUUGUAUCAUUGAAGAAGAUGUAUUUUAAACCAAAGGGAUUAAAUUUUGUAUGUCUAUUUCA